Molecule: messenger RNA, 1590 nt
Organism: Aspergillus alliaceus
Lineage: Eukaryota; Fungi; Ascomycota; Eurotiomycetes; Eurotiales; Aspergillaceae
Exons: 1
Coding region: 1-1455 (484 amino acids)
Source: RefSeq, a predicted model, not a curated record
AUGUACGACACCGCCGGUCCCAUCCAUCUGGAUUAUCUCAACCAGCAGCAUCUACCACGACGCUACGAAUCGGAAGAGGAGGAUAUCUCGGAGUCCGAAAUGGGCGGUCAUGACCAUGCUUUCUCUCCCGUUGAGUCGUAUGAGCCAUCAAAUGCCGAUAUCAGCGAGUCGGAGAUCGAGAGGCCCGGAUUCCCUCGUUUACUACCUACAUAUUCAUCCUCCGGGAAAACAUCGCGGCCGGUAUCGAUGGAUACUAUCAAACGAAGCAGUGGGACGACCUUUGUAGCAGACUCUUACAUCUUCGAACAUGAUGACGACGUCAUUAUUGAGCUCCCUUCCCCUGACGCUACUUCCCCCUUGCAAUCUCCUAUCUUCCUGCCUCCGAGUGUAUAUGUUCCAUCAGAGUCGCCCGUAUCAACGAGGCCCCAAUCGCUUGCGUCUCUGUCUUCUGCCUCAAUGUAUCCUGACGAUGAAUCAGACGUGCUCGUAGCAGAGCAGGUUAAAAUCGUCGAACCAAUUGCAAAGCCCAACCUAAUCUUAAUCAGCCCAGUCUCAGAGCACUCAUCCUCCCCCUUUAAGGAUACUGUCCCUACACCUAAUACCACCAAGUCGGAUGCAAGCGAGAACGUCUCUCAGGGGCUGUACUCGCAUCGUCGGGCAGCGACAUCUCAGCCUUUAUUAUGGAACAAGUGGGAUCGGGAUUCCGCUCAGGAUGAAGCACUAAAACGGGGCAGCAUGCACUUGACAACUCGCGAACUGGAGCAGCUACCCACCGGAUCAGGUGCCACGAUCAGAUUGCCAGUAGAGGUGCCCCAACUACCACCUCCGAUGACACAGCGCACGCACUCGAUGACCUUCUCACGCCCUGCCACUGCCGUGUCUGAAAAGUUCCCUUCCUCGGAGCUGCAUUCCCGUCGUCCUACGGACAUUCUGCGGCGCCCACAGUCUAUCAGGAGCUUAAGCAGUGCGAGCCUUCCGUUCUUUCAUGGCCGACACACUCCUACUAGUGCUGAUGACGAUUCUCGGACGAGGUCUAUGUCUUACACUCACUCGAGUGCCCGAUCUAUACACGGUAUCCCCUCUCAGUCUAGCUGCCCACCAUCCCGUACCGCAAGCCCUUCUCCAUACUAUUCCUCACCGUCUUUUACCCGGGAACGAUCGGGUUCCUCGUACAGUUCGUCCAGCUUCAGCCGCCCACACCCAUUGAAGAAGGCCUCCACUUCCUCCAGCAUCUACUCCUCCAGCAGCCUCCGCUCUGAGGUGGAGAGUCUCCGCAGCUUGGACCCACGAGACGUAGCCGAGACAGAUUUCCAGCAGAAAGUGAAACGCAAGAAGAGUCUGCGCCACGUCCGGCAAUCGACGGCUGAACCUUCGGAGGGAACGUCGAAGAAGAGCUUUAUGGAGUUUAUGUUCGGAUCCAAGAGAAAGUCCACCAUUAAAAGUCUUAAUGCUUAAUUCCCACAAGUUGCAAUGAAACGACUGGCGGCAACUCUGUCCGAUCUUGAUAUCCUUUCGAUCAUUGCAACUUCAUUCUUUCUUAAUUCCCUAUCUACUGGUGGAAGGUUUUUCUUUUUGAUACCUACACUUAUU